Saimiri boliviensis boliviensis (Bolivian squirrel monkey) is the source of this 3320-nucleotide messenger RNA. RefSeq names its product interleukin 17 receptor E (gene IL17RE). Lineage: Eukaryota; Metazoa; Chordata; Mammalia; Primates; Cebidae. The record is from RefSeq and is a predicted model, not a curated record. Gene Ontology annotation, molecular function: interleukin-17 receptor activity.
UGGGGCCCGCUCCCUCUGCUCCAGGUCUCAGCUGUGAGUUCUGGGGCUUCCUGAUCAGGCUGUAGUGACUAGUAGGUCGGUGAAGCUAGAGGCCCCUUUGACAUGAAGCCCUUUGCGUAGAAGAGCUGGACCUGGCUCAUGGGUAGAGAGAGCUCGGUUAUAGUCCUGAGAGUUAACCAGGUGGGAAGCCAAGAUAUAUAUGGGGUUUACAUACAUCCCAGAGUGCAUUUUUUUCUCCCCUCUCUAAACGGUGCCUCAGUCACCUCUGUAUCUCUAGCACCCAGAGAUCUGUUAAUUCUCUAAGUAAAGGGGUUAAGCUCGUCCGUGGGAGACACAAGUUUAGGAGUGUGCUGAUGGUGGGUCAAAUCUGCAGUGUGUUUCAGGAGUAGGAGGGGCUAAGAAAUGGGUGAGCCCCCCAACUUGAUGCUAGCUCCUUUCCUGUUACUUCUCAGCCACAGCAGGAGCCCCUUGUCUUUCAGGUGGGGGCAGUAGGGUUUUGGGGGGCAUAAGCUUCCUUCAGUCCUUCCACUUGGAGGAGAAGGAAUGUGGCCUGGCUGGGUGGUUAGGAUCGAGGAGGAGCUUUCGGGCAGGGCGGGGUCAGGGCGGGGCCCGGGCAGGCUCAGGCAAGGGCUCCUGCUGUUUCUGUGUUCUUUGCUGCUGCACAGCAAGGCCCUGCCACCCACCUUCAGGCCAUGCAGCCAUGUUCCAGGAGCCUUAACUGCAUAGAAGCCCAUGGGGAGCUCCAGACCAGCAGCCCUGCUCCUGCCUCUCCUCCUGAUACUCAUUGACCUCUCUGACUCUGCUGGUAUUGGCUGUCCCCACCUGCCCCACUGGAACACCCGGGGUCCUCUGGCCUCCCACAUGGAUGACAGUUUCACUGCAAGUUCUGCCCAUAUCCCUUGCCGUACCUGGUGGGCCUGCUUCUCCACAAAGCGUUGGUGUGCACGAGUCUGGCACUGUUCCCGCUGUUUGUGCCAGCAUCUACUGUCAGGUCACUCAGGUCUUCAGUGGAGCUUCUUCGGCCUCUUGGUGCAGAAGUCCAAAAAGUCUUCCACAUUCAAGUUCUGUAGGAAACACAAGAUCCCAGCACCUGCUCAGAGGAAGCUGCUGCUUAGUCGUUGCCUGUCUGAGAAGAGCCAUCACAUUUCCAUCCCCUCCCCAGAUAUCUCCCACAAGGCAUUUCGCUCUAAAAGAACCCAACCUUCGGAUCCAGAGGCAUGGAAAAGUCUUCCUAGAUUGGACUCACAAAGGCACAGAGGGCCCGAGUUCUCCUUUGAUUUGCUGCAUGAGGCCCGGGCUAUUCGGGUGACUAUACCUUCAGGCCCUGAGGUCAGUGUGCGUCUUUGUCACCAGUGGGCACUGCAGUGUGAAGAGCUGAGCAGUCCCUAUGAUGUCCAGAAAAUCGUUUCUGGGGGCCACACCGUAGAACUGUCUUACGAAUUCCUUCUGCCCUGUCUGUGCAUAGAGGCAUCAUACCUGCAAGAGGACACUGUGAGGCGCAAAAGAUGUCCCUUCCAGAGCUGGCCAGAAGCCUAUGGCUCAGACUUCUGGAAGUCAGUGCAUUUCACCGACUACAGCCAGCACACUCAGAUGGUCAUGGCCGUGACACUCCGCUGCCCACUGAAGCUGGAAGCUGCCCUCUGCCAGAGGCACGACUGGCAUACCCUUUGCAAAGACUUCCCGAAUGCCACAGCUCAAGAGUCAGAGGGGUGGUAUGUUUUGGAGAAGGUGGACCUGCACCCCCAGCUCUGCUUCAAGUUCUCUUUUGGAAACAGCAGCCAUGUUGAAUGCCCCCACCAGACUGGAUCUCUCACAUCCUGGAAUGUGAGCAUGGAUACCCAAGCCCAGCAGCUGAUCCUUCACUUCUCCUCAAGAACACAUGCCACCUUCAGUGCUGCCUGGAGCCAUGAAGACUUGGGGCAGGAUACUUUGGUGCCCCCUGUGUACACUGUAAGCCAGGCCCAGGGCUCAAGCCCAGUGACACUAGACCUCAUCAUUCCCUUCCUGAGGCCAGGGUGCUGUGUCCUGGUGUGGCGAUCAGAUGUCCAGUUUGCCUGGAAGCACCUUUUGUGUCCAGAUGUCUCUAACAGACACCUGGGGCUCUUGAUCCUGGCACUGCUGGCCUUCCUCGCCCUACUGGGUGUUGUUCUGGCCCUCACCUGCCGGCGGCGCCCACAGUCAGGCCGGCGCCCAGCACGGCCAGUGCUGCUCCUGCACACAGCGGACUCUGAGGCUCAGCGGCGCCUGGUGGGAGCGCUGGCUGAACUGCUGCGGGCAGCGCUGGGCAGCGGGCGCAACGUGAUCGUGGACCUGUGGGAGGGGAGGCAUGUGGCGCGCGUGGGCUCGCUGCCGUGGCUCUGGGCGGCACGGGAGCGCGUGGCGCGGGAGCAGGGCACUGUGCUGCUGCUGUGGAGCAGCGCAGGCCUCCGCCCCACCAGCGACCCGAACCCCCGCACGGCGCCCUUGCUCGCCCUGCUCCACGCUGCCCCGCGCCCGCUGCUGCUGCUCGCUUACUUCAGUCGGCUCUGCGCCGAGGGUGACAUCCCCCAGCCGCUGCGCGCUCUGCCGCGCUACCGCCUGCUACGCGACCUGCCGCGCCUGCUGCGGGCGCUGGACGCGCAGCCUUCCGCGGAAGCCACCAGCUGGGGACUCCUCGGGGCACUGCCGCGCCGGCGGAGCCGUCUAGAGCUGUGCAGCCAGCUCGAGCGAGAGGUCGCCCAACUCGCAGACCUAGGUUGAGCAGAGCUCCACCGCAGUCCCGGGUGUCUGCGGUCACAACAUAAAGGGAACCCCUGAAUGAGCCUUCGACUCUGGAAUCCUUGGAGUGCCCCAGGGACCAGGGACGACUGGCCUUAAAGCCUUAUUCCCUGCCUCCCAGGCUGGAAGUCCCAGCCGAGUCCCCGCGCGUGUCCCUCUUCCUCCUCAUACUUUCCCUUGACAGAAAGCUCCUCUAAUCCCUGUUCUGAUGGGGGAGGGCGGGCUUCCCACUUUUUCUCCAGAACUCCAGAAAGAGCAGUGUGCUUAUGCCCCAGUCCAGGCUGGAGAGGUAGGACCCGGGGUAGGGGAGGCAGGAGCCAUAUCAGUUCUGAAGUGGGGCGGGGGCAGGUGAGAGAAAACCUCCUUGCGGGCCAGGGAGUCCCUUUCCCACACUGAGGCUCUGCCCAGAGGGAGCGAGGACUCCAGACCUAGGAAAAGAGGCUUUUGGCUCUGGGUGGUUAAGACAAUGGGGACUGGUGAUGGGAUGGGUGGGUGCUGGGAGGGCGGGGGGACUAAGAUCCAAAAAGAUGAAUAAAGGCAAACAAACAUGACAAACUGGAAAA